Messenger RNA from Pistacia vera, 531 nucleotides. Its product is annotated as probable LRR receptor-like serine/threonine-protein kinase At1g56140. NCBI's taxonomy places the organism in Eukaryota, Viridiplantae, Streptophyta, Magnoliopsida, Sapindales, Anacardiaceae. The record is from RefSeq and is a predicted model, not a curated record. The transcript has 3 exons. The coding region runs from base 80 to 418 and encodes 112 amino acids.
AAUGCUCCGCGCUAUUCAAGUUUUGCAAUCAAGUGUGGUGGUGAAGAAAUGAAGGUUGAUAUUAUAGUGUGUGAGGCCGAUGGCUAUGAUCUUGGUGGAGCUUCUUGUAUUGUUCUUGAUACCGAAAAAUUGGCAAUUAGUGGUGCGGGUUUGUUUUCUGAUGGACAAUUUAACACUCAAUGUUCAAAAUAUUGGCUCGCAAGUGACUGGCACCGCAGGCCCGAAGCUUUAUCAGUCUUCAAGGCAAUCCUCGGGAUCACUUAGAUUCUAUGGACUUCAUCUGGAGAAUGGACUUCACAAUGUAAGUUUGUCCUUUGCUGAGACAGUUUUUGGUGAUCAGGGCUCACAAAAGUGGAUGAGUCUUGGAAGGCAUGUUUUUGAUAUCUAUAUUCAGGACUCUCCAGUUAAAAGAUUUUGACAUAUCAACAAGAGCAGGUGGGGAAGGAAAAGCAAUUACAAACAAAUUUAAUGCUAAUGUGUCUGAGAACUAUCUUGAAAUUCACCUAUUAUGGGCUGGUAAAGGGACCUGUU